UACACAAAGAAUACACAUACAUUAGCAAAAAUGUCCAUGGAAAAUGAGAAUAGCAAUGGAAACGACGAGCAUUUGCAUAUAGCAAUGUGUCCAUGGUUUGCUUUUGGUCACAUUACUUCUUUUCUCCAUUUAGCCAACAAACUUGCUGAAAAGGGUCACAAGAUCUCUUUCUUCCUCCCUACAAAAACCAAAAACAAGUUUGUCAUUCACAACCACCACCCAAAUCUCAUCACUUUGAUUCCAAUCCAACUCCCGUCUGUGGAUGGACUUCCUGUUGGAGCUGAAACAACUGCGGAUGUUCCUGCUUCUUCUAGGCCUCUCAUAAUGACUGCCAUGGACCAAACUCAGGAUACAAUUGAAUCCCAUCUUUGUACCCUUAAACCUGAUUUCAUCUUCUUUGACUUUGCUGACUGGGUUCCUAAAGUGGCCCGAAAACACCAAAUUAAGUCAUUGUUUUAUUCCACAGUUUACUUAGUAACAGUUGCUUACUUGCUCCCUCAGCCAAGAAACCUACCUAUCAACUGCUUCUCAGAGGAAGAUUUGAAGCAGCCACCACCAGAGUUUCCUUUGCCUUCUAUCAGGCUACGAUCCCAUGAAGCUCGUAGCCUUUCUAGUGCAUCUAAAGCUGAGUUUGGAGGUGGUGGGAUGUCAUUGUUGGAAAGAGUUUCAGUAGCUUUCCGAGAGUGUGAUGCUGUUUGUAUCAAGACUUGUAGGGAGAUGGAAGGGCCUUAUUGUGACUUUGUUCAGAAGAACUAUGGUAAGCCUGUGCUUCUUGCUGGGCCUGUGGUGCCAGAACUGCCUUCUGGUAAGCUUGAUGAGUACUUCGAAGAUUGGUUGCAGGGUUUUGGAAACGGUAGUGUGUUGUAUUGUGCACUUGGGAGUGAAUGUUUCCUUCAAAAACACCAGUUUCAAGAGAUUGUUUUGGGACUUGAACUCACAGGUAUGCCCUUCUUGGCCGCCCUUAAGUUGCCUAUAGAAUGCUCCACACUCGAGUCAGCCUUACCUGAAGGGUUCACAGAAAGAACAAAAGGAAGAGGAAUUGUUCACAUUAGUUGGGUGCAACAACAACUGAUCUUGCAACAUCCUUCAGUGGGAUGUUUCCUAACACAUUGCGGGGCCGGAUCCUUGUCAGAAGCUAUGGUUAGCAACUGUCAAGUAGUGAUGUUACCUCACGCAGUUGAUCAAUCCAUCAAUGCAAGAAUGAUGAGCCUUGACUUGAAACUCGGGGUGGAGAUUGACAAGAGAGAUGAAGACGGUUUCUUUACUCGUGAGGCGGUUUGUAAGGCAGUGGCGACAGUCAUGGAGGUGGAGAAUGAAGUGGGAAGAGAGGUUCGAGCUAACCAUGCAAAAUGGAAGGAGUUUUUGUUAAGAGAAGGACUUGAGGAAUCCUACAUCAGUGGGUUUAUUCAGAGUCUAAAAGACCUUGCAUAAUCAGCUCGAAUUUGACUAGUACCUAAAUUCUAAAACUAUUGUUUUAGGAAUUGAAUGGGUUUUCUUAUUAAAUAGUUUACAUUGGAAAAGAAUGCUUUCAAUAAAUGUUGUAAUCUUUAUACAACACAGAAUAAUCGUUACUUUUCUUCUUCU
Messenger RNA from Spinacia oleracea (spinach), 1584 nucleotides. RefSeq names its product cyanidin 3-O-galactoside 2''-O-xylosyltransferase FGGT1. NCBI's taxonomy places the organism in Eukaryota, Viridiplantae, Streptophyta, Magnoliopsida, Caryophyllales, Amaranthaceae. The record is from RefSeq and is a predicted model, not a curated record. The transcript has 2 exons. The coding region runs from base 31 to 1431 and encodes 466 amino acids. Gene Ontology annotation, molecular function: UDP-glucosyltransferase activity.